Messenger RNA from Gigantopelta aegis, 1458 nucleotides. RefSeq lists its product as uncharacterized. NCBI's taxonomy places the organism in Eukaryota, Metazoa, Mollusca, Gastropoda, Neomphalida, Peltospiridae. The transcript has 2 exons. Bases 1 to 1458 code for a protein of 485 amino acids. The record is from RefSeq and is a predicted model, not a curated record.
AUGGUCGGAAGUCGACUUCGCCGUUAUUGGCGAAACUGGCAGACACUUUGCCAAGAUCCGUUUGUCACGUCGAUCUUGAAGACAGGGUAUCGUCUGCAAUUGUCUGCCAUCCCUCCAUUGACCACUUCACCUCGAGAACCGCGGCAUUCCGUUGCGCAAAUCAAGGUUCUACAGGAGUCCGUCAACAAGCUGGUGGAGAAGGGAGCCGUUCGCAGCAUUUCGGAAGUACAAUUAACACCCGGAUUUUACUCGGACAUCUUUCUCGUACCAAAGAAAGAUUCUCCAGAGCUGCGAAUGAUUCACAACUUGGCGGUCUUCAACGACCGCUAUCUGUCUCCUCCUCCGACCUUCAAGAUGUUAACGUUGCGAGAUAUCAUAGCCGUGAUCAGACCGGGGGAUUGGCUUGCCUCGCUAGAUCUCAAGGACGCCUACCUGCACGUUCCGAUGCAUGCCGAUUUCCAUCACUACCUACGGUUUGUGCUACAGGGUCGGCAUUACGAAUGGAAAGUCCUGCCCUUUGGGAUAUCCAUAGCGCCAUGGCUGUUCACCAGAAUCACGACUCCGAUGUCACGCUUCCUGCAUCGCAGAGGUAUAUCCUUUUACCCAUACCUCGACGAUUGCCUGAUGAGGUGUCACAGCAAGACAGGGCUGACUGCACAUGUUGCCUUCAUCAUGGACUUUCUCAAGCAGCUGGGUUGGAUUAUCAACAUCGAGAAAUCUCGACUGGCUCCCACACAGUCUCUACAGUUCAUAGGCGCUUGGCUUCGACCCGACCUGGGCCUCGUUCAAGUUCCCUUAGACCGUUGGGAGAAGAUCCAGACCAUGAUUGUCAUAGCCCUCACCGCUCCAAUGACCUUCCGCGGUUGGCAGAGUCUCCUGGGUCUCCUCACUUCUGCCCAGGAUUUGACACUCAGAGGUCGUCUCCAGUUGCGGCGCUUGCAGAUGUUUCUCAACCCGUUUGUUCGUUUCAACAAUCCGGACUUGAUCAUCUCACUUCCAGACGAUCUACGCUCCAGCCUGCAGUGGUGGCAGCUCCGAUCGAACGUCUUAGAAGGUGUCUCUAUGCGGGCCUUCAUAGCCACUCAUCACCUAUUCGUCGACGCGUCACUGGAAGGUUGGGGAGCCCAUCUAAGCAACCAGACUACUUCAGGGCUGUGGUCUCCCGUCGAACUCGGACUCCACAUCAACCUGUUAGAGUUGUUGGCAGUCUACUACGCUAUCCUUCAUUGGCGACAGAUGUUGACGGAAGCCUCUCUCAUGGUGGCCACAGACAGUACGACCGCGGCGGCUUACAUCAAUCGAAUGCUGAUGGUCGGUUGCGGGUGUGGCGUAGGCGUGGAGAACGUUACCACAAUGACUGCCUUGUCCAGACGGAUCGAUGAGGUGGAGGGAGUGUCAUGGUGUGGGACGGGAUCAGUUAUCACCGAACAGCACUCCAUGUUUGCCGUGGUAGAAUGA